AUGAAGGCGUUCAUGAUAGUAUUAACUCUGCAACUCUUCAACUGUAUAAGUAAUGGACAUAUCUUAACCAAUAAAGACGCUGCUUCAUCAUCGGGCAGAUCAAAAAAAUCACCGAAUUACUACUACUACCAGAACAUCCCACUGGCGCCCAUACCAUCUUCGUUUGGUGUUAACUACUUCCCGGCGUAUCUUCAGCCACCAACUCGUCCUCAUGCUCCGAAAACUGAAAUCAAAACUCCAUCCUUAUUAAGCUCAGUAGUACAAAGAAAAGCAAAUACUAUUUUAAAACACCUUUACGCUAAAUUUAAUCGUAUACUGAAACCGCUCGAAUCGAAAUCUCGAGUGCAUGGAGCGAGGGAACCUGUGAAGCUUAGAUACAACUUUAAUGUAAAUUCAACUAUUCAAAACGCAAGGGAAAGGGACAGUAUUGAUUUAAACAAAUUAAACGAAUAUGAACCAGUUAAAUUAAAAACAUCAGUUCCUGACGAAGUAAAGGGAAAACCAUUUGUAAACAGUCCUCAAACGACUAUCCUUAUUCCACUUUCAAAUAUAGAAGUGAAAACUAACAAGAAAAUGUCACCUAAGGAUGUAAAGCAAGAAAGGGAUAAUAUGUUUCUUAAAACAAAUGCACAGCAAUCAAUAAAUGAUAAACACCAUGAUGUUAUUACACUACGAACUGACGGAACGAAGGACAAUGACAAUGGAUAUUCCUGGAAUCUCAUCCCGGAAAUAGUAAAAAAUGAAGUUACGAGACAACUAGAAGAAAUUUUAACAAAGUAUCAACGCGAUAAAAUUAACGAUAGCAAAGAAAAAAUAAUUAAAAGUAACAAGCCAAAUGAUUCAGUAGACAAUCAGGAAAACAUUACAUUUAAUGUUGACGACAAAAACAAAAAUGAAAACGGGUCAAAAAAUAAAGAAGAUGCUAAAUCGGAUUUUAGUAAAUUUAUAGGCAUUAAUCACUUUGCUAACAUAUUUGUAUUUUACCCGAAUGAAGAUAGAGAAUCUAUAAUCGUUAAGUUAACUGAAAAACUAAAUAAACAAACGCAAGAUUCUGAUAAAAAUAAAGUUGUUUCUUAUAAGGAACACAGUCAAAUAGCUCCCAAUAAGGAGAAAAUUAUAAUUAAUAAAGAUAAGGAUGAAAAUAGUACAGUUUCUGAUACAGUUGAUGAAAUUUAUCAUAAAAAAGACUUUAAUGGGAAUGAGAGGUUCGGUGAUAUUACAAAAGAAAGGGAUAAAGAGCCAGUACAUUUUAUGGCUGAAAAUAUUAUUGAAACGCCAACUGAAAAAUUAAAUGAAGAAGCACAAAAUUCUAAUGUAAAUAAAACUGAAGCAGUUUCUAAUGAGAAAAAUAGUCAAAUUCCUGCUGAAAAGGAGGAAACUAUUAUUAAUAAUGAUAAAGAUGAAAAUAAUACUGUUACUGAUAGAGUUAAUGAAAUAUAUCGAAAUGAAAACUAUAACAAGAAUGUCACGUCCGAUUACAUAACAGAAGAAAGGGAUGUAGGGCGAGUCGAAUUUACUUCUGAAAGUAUUAUUGAAACACUAACUGAAAGAACAAAUGAAGAUACGCAAGAUUCUGAUGUAGCCACAGAUGAAAUAGUUUCUUAUAAGGAAAACAGUCAAAUACCUGUUAAAAAGGAAAAAACUAUUAUUAAUGUUGAUAAAGAUGAAAAUAAUACAGUUAUUGAUACAGUCGAUAAAAUUAACCAAAAUAAAGAAUCUAAUGAGAAUAGGAGGUUUAGUGUCAUUGCAAAGGAAAGGGAUGUACAUCUAGAUUUUACUACCGAAAGUACUAUUGAAACGCCAAAUGAAAAUUCAAAUGAAGAAAAGCAAAAUUCGGAUGUUGAUAAAAUCGUAUCAGUUUCGUAUGAGGAAAACAGUCAAUUAUCUGCUAAAAAGGAGAAAACAAUAAUUAAUUAUGAUAAAGAAGAAAAUAAUACAGAUACUGAUACAGUCGAUGAAAUUCAUCAAAAUGAAGACUUUAAUGAGAAUGACAGGUCCAGUAAUAUAAUUAAAGAAAAGGACAUAAUUAAUAAAACAACUGGAAUGGAUACAUUUCCCACCACUGAAACAGUUACAACUAUAGAAAACUAUAGCGAAAUUACAACAAAUAUUAUUGAAACAAAAACAGAAGAAAGCCGUGUAUUGAGUUCAGAAACAACAACGGUAUAUUCUGCAAACUCUAUUCCAAUCGAACUAACUGAGGGCAGCGAUGAAAGCACCAUUGAGACAUCAAACACAGGAAUUGAAAACGUUGAUGAAGAUAAAUCGAAUAUCAAAACUUCAACAGUAACUUCGGAUAUUGAGGAGAUCAUAUCAGAAGAGGUUUUUUAA
This is a messenger RNA of Parnassius apollo (apollo), 2331 nucleotides long. NCBI's taxonomy places the organism in Eukaryota, Metazoa, Arthropoda, Insecta, Lepidoptera, Papilionidae. The record is from the annotation of a GenBank genome assembly.